UAACUUUGUCGGAAGCGGCAUUGAAAUUGGAGGGUUAGUGAAAGUUAAACCGAGGAGCCUCUUUAACAGGCGCUCUACUAUCUGUGGGGACUUUCGUGGAAAAGCGAAUUUACAAGCGUCAUCUAUUGUCACAUCGUGCAUUUUCAAACUAGGAUCCACAGAAUUUCAGGACGAUUUUGAAGAGGGAAAAACUUAUCAAGGAGAUACAACCCACUGCCAGCUGUCCUCUAAGCUGCCCCAUCAUGCAAACCUCCUGGUCGCUAUCCUGCUGCCUAGCCACUCUACUUGGCCUGCUAGCUCCCUGCCUCGGCCAGUAUGAGCACCUUGGCUACCCGCUCGGCUACCCAGACCCGGAGCAGGAGCUGUACUCUGCCCCAGAGCUGCCACCUGACACGCCCAGGAUCCAGCUCCGUCUGUCAGGGGACAAACGCAAGCACAACGAGGGACGCGUGGAGGUGUUUUACAAUGGCGAGUGGGGCACGGUCUGUGAUGACGACUUCUCCAUCCACGCUGCCCAGGUGGUGUGUCGAGAGAUGGGUUACCUGGAAGCCAUUUCCUGGUCCCCAUCCUCCAAAUAUGGAAAAGGAGAGGGGCGCAUUUGGUUUGACAAUGUCCACUGCUCUGGGAAAGAGAAGACCCUGGCACUCUGUUCAUCCAAUGGGAUAGGAGUAUCCGACUGCAAGCACACAGAGGAUGUGGGCGUGGUCUGCAGUGACAAAAGGAUUCCGGGAUUUAAGUUCAUCAACACCUUGACUAACAAUGUGGAGAGUAUGAACAUCCAGGUGGAGGACGUGCGUAUCCGUGCCAUUCUGUCAUCCUACCGGAAGCGCGUGCCCGUGACGGAGGGCUACGUGGAGGUGAAGGACGGGGGGAAAUGGAAGCAGAUCUGCGAUGCCGACUGGACCCAGCUCAACAGCAGAGUCAUCUGUGGCAUGUUUGGUUUCCCUGGGGAGAGGAAGUACAACGCCAGAGUCUACAAGAUGUUCGCUCGCAGGAGGAAGCCCAACUACUGGGACUUCUCGGUGAACUGCACGGGGAACGAGGCCCACCUGUCCAGCUGCAAGCUGGGCCACGCCCAGCUGAAGAAGCCCAACGGCACGUGUGGAGGGAGCAUGCCUGUGGUGGUGAGCUGUGUCCCAGGCCGAGCCUUCGCCCCAACCCCCAUGACAGGCUUCAGGAAGGCUUUCAGACAGGAGCAACCGUUGGUGCGUCUCCGUGGCGGGGCCAUUGUGGGUGAGGGCCGGGUGGAGGUGCUGAAGAACGGCGAGUGGGGCACGAUCUGCGACGACAGCUGGAGCCUCCUCUCUGCCACGGUGGUGUGUAGGGAGCUGGGCUUUGGGACUGCCAAGGAGGCCCUGUCUGGUGGCCGGCUGGGGCAAGGGAUGGGCCCGGUUCAUAUGAACGAGGUGGUGUGCUCGGGCUUUGAGAAGUCCAUCACUGAGUGUUUCUUCAACAAGGAGUCUCUGGGCUGCAGUCAUGAAGAGGACGCAGCAGUCAGGUGUAACGUCCCCGCAAUGGGCUUCCAGGAGAGGCUGCGUCUGGGCGGUGGGAGGAGCCCGUUCGAGGGGCGCGUGGAGGUGCUGGUGGAGAGGAACGGCUCCCUGGUUUGGGGCACGGUCUGCAGCGAGGGCUGGGGCACCAUGGAGGCCAUGGUGGUGUGUCGCCAGCUGGGCCUGGGCUUCGCCAGUAACGCCUUCCAGGAGACUUGGUACUGGUCAGGGGAGGUGAGCGCUGAUGCUGUGGUGAUGACGGGGGUGCGCUGCUCUGGUACAGAGAUGUCCCUGUCCCACUGUCUGCACCACGGAGCACACCUGACCUGCCCCAAAGGAGGGGGCCGCAACGCUGCCGGGGUCUCCUGCUCUGAGACUGCCCCAGACUUGGUGCUGAACCCCCAGGUGGUGGAACAGACUACCUACAUGGAGGACCGGCCCAUGUUCAUGCUGCAGUGUGCCUACGAGGAGAACUGCCUGGCCACCACCUCCACCGAGGUGCCGGCCAACUCCUACCGCCGACUCCUCCGCUUCUCCUCGCAGAUCCACAACAACGGCCAGUCCGACUUCAGACCCAAGGCUGGGCGCCACUCUUGGGUGUGGCACGAUUGCCACAGACAUUACCACAGCAUGGAGGUGUUUACUCACUAUGAUCUGCUCAGUCUCAACGGCACAAAAGUGGCAGAGGGGCACAAAGCCAGUUUUUGUCUGGAGGACUCGGAGUGCGACGAGGGUAUCGAGAAGCGAUACGAGUGUGCCAACUUCGGAGAGCAAGGGAUCACGGUGGGAUGCUGGGAUACUUACAGACAUGACAUCGACUGCCAGUGGGUCGACAUCACAGACAUCAAGCCUGGGGACUACAUCUUCCAGGUGGUUAUCAACCCCAACUAUGAGGUGGCGGAGUCGGACUACACCAACAACGUCAUGAAAUGCAGAUGUCGAUACGACGGUCAUCGUGUAUGGAUGUACAGUUGCCAUAACGGUGGAUCAUUAAGCACAGAGACAGAGGACACGUUCCCCGGCCUCCUAAACAACCAGGUGGUCCACAGGUAAAUGACCUUGAAGACCACCGAGAUCAGAUGAACCACCAGCCAUCAGCAGCACCCCCGAAGAGAUCAAAGAUAAACGCACCCCCCAACCACUA
This is a messenger RNA of Hypomesus transpacificus, 2634 nucleotides long. It is a transcript of the gene loxl2b, whose product is annotated as lysyl oxidase-like 2b. Gene Ontology annotation, biological process: peptidyl-lysine oxidation; sprouting angiogenesis. The transcript has 14 exons. The coding region runs from base 243 to 2543 and encodes 766 amino acids. Gene Ontology annotation, cellular component: membrane. NCBI's taxonomy places the organism in Eukaryota, Metazoa, Chordata, Actinopteri, Osmeriformes, Osmeridae. The record is from RefSeq and is a predicted model, not a curated record. Gene Ontology annotation, molecular function: protein-lysine 6-oxidase activity; copper ion binding.